AUGACGUCCAUAUACUAUAGUAUUAAGGCAGCUAAAAAUGAGGGUGAGGAGAUUUCCCCCGGUUUCAGGGUGAAGUUAUACCUUGAUGCGAAAGAUCAGGCCCUGUUGGAUUGGAAGGCGUGCCUUCUGGAAUUGCGCGACAACCAGCCUGGUUUUAGGAUACGUAAUGCAUUGGUUAGUAGGUUAAGAGAGUGGUCCAACAGAAAACACGGUUGGAUCACGUAUCAUAUGACCCAGUUUCUUACGGGACAUGGGUGUUUUAAUAAAUUUCUUUACAGAAUAAAUAAAGUGGAGUCUGCGUUGUGCGCCCACUGUUUGGUCGAGGUUGAUACUGCCCAGCACACCUUCCAAUUCUGUAGUGCCUGGUAUUCUGAAAGAUGCGGUUUGGUUCGGGUUAUAAGGGAUGAGCUUGAUCUCCCGUCGGUUAUUUUGGCAAUUUUGGAUAGCAUAAUUAAUUGGAAAGCCUUCUCAACCUUCUGCACUAAGGUUCUUAGCCGCAAAAAGGCGGCAGAAAGGGAGAGACAGGCCGUGGAUAGGAGUCAGGUGGUUGGUUACCUGGACUCAGAAACCUCUGAUUAA
Messenger RNA from Linepithema humile (Argentine ant), 579 nucleotides. RefSeq lists its product as uncharacterized. Lineage: Eukaryota; Metazoa; Arthropoda; Insecta; Hymenoptera; Formicidae. The record is from RefSeq and is a predicted model, not a curated record.